GUCCAGUCAAGAUGCCACAGGACGGACCCUUUCACCUGAGGGAGGGGAAUGUUGACUGAUGGUUCGUCGAGGUGUCGAGCGAUUGUGGUGGAUGGGCGAUCAAGUCUGCGACAGUCUCAAACGAGCGCUAGUUGCAGUAGCCGGGCUGUCUGUCUUGCCUUAUUAACUACCUUGUUUUGCUUGCUUCUUUUCAUAAUCGCGGAUGACGGUAUCAACCGCCUUGAUCGACCAACAUGGGUUUUGGUGAAGGCGUCGCCAAGCUUCUUGAUACUUACACUAACUGCCUCAGACUGCUCAAAGUCUUCAAGAAGCAGCACGGCAGCGACCCGGAUGAUGCAUCCUCCCUUUUAAGGAGCUCUAUCAGAUCAGAUCGGUCACAAAUCCGCCGAGCUUAUUCGUCUAGACUAAGCGAAAAUGGCAAACGCCUCGAAAAGGGCGAUGGCCGCUCGAGAGGGUUGAUCCGCAAAACACUAAAGAAGCUGAAUGCAGCCAUCACCGGGCUUAUGCACUCCAGCAAGGAUCAGCAACCGUUCCUGGACUACGAAUCACUCCAGCGACUCUCCAACUCUUCGAGAGUCGAUGCGGUAAGCGCCAUUGAUCAGCUUUCGCAACGGCUAGGGAAUGCGACUUCUCGGAAUUCCCUGGUGUCGCCAACGUCCGUGGGCGAUCUUAGGCGGUUUUCAACAACCAGCUCGGACGAGAGCAAGCAUAAGCUUUCAAAGGACAAACAGCAAAAGUCGUCUAAAACUAGGGUCCGGCCGCAAGUGAAAGACCAUAGAAGAUCAGGGUCAGGGUCAACAUCAAGAUCAAAAUCAAGACCCAGAUAUCGAAGCAAGGAAAGAUGCAGCCAAAAUAAACGCCACAGUGGCACCUCGGUCGCAAGCAGACAGGACAGGCUAUCCAUGAUGUCGAGCUCAACUGACAGCACCAAGCUGGGAGAAAUCCCUGAAAGACGACGGCUCAGGAAGGAAAACACCAUUUCAAAUGACUCGGACAGCUCUGGGUGCUACCCAGCUCACGUGAGGCCAACAUACCCACUGAAGCCUUAUCCAUCGCUGGAACCAAGAUCCAGGACGAUCUGGAGGCUCUUUGCUCGGCGGUGAGGUCAAGCUCGGAGGAUGCUCCUUGUUUUAAGCAAAUGAUUCAAAACAAUAGAUUCAAGGGACUCUUGGCAGGGACUUCAUCUCAAAUGGAGGCCUGUCCAGGUUCACACCCAAAGGUACAGACGGAUGGAUACCUUACUUGGUACUGCAGCUCAGCUGGCCGGAUACGGAGUAAGGUACAGUAUGGUACCUACCUAAGGUACGGAUAGUCGGGGCGCUGAGGCCUAUGAAUGGCGGGGAUGACCCGGCGGGGAGGUAUUGAGGGUUCUCUCUGUGGGCUCCAUCCAAUGUCAAGGCCGCGCUGUCUGUCUGUCUGUCAGCUGUAGCAAAAGCUGCCAGCAGCUCCAGCUGGCAGGAAGUACAGCCAGUCUCAAGAUGCCGUUGAGAUUUCCUCCCUGUCAUGAAUCCCUUUGGUCCAAGAACAAACAGCACUGGAGAGUCGUGAAUGACGUGAAGUUGACCUUCAGAAUUUGGGAACAAGGACUAGCAUGCCUUAUGCCGAUCUGUUUAGGUGCCUCAUCGAGAACAGAUUUACUUGGAUUUGGAGAGUAUAUGCAUCCAAUAAAAGUCAC
Messenger RNA from Pyricularia grisea, 1675 nucleotides. RefSeq lists its product as uncharacterized. NCBI's taxonomy places the organism in Eukaryota, Fungi, Ascomycota, Sordariomycetes, Magnaporthales, Pyriculariaceae. Bases 234 to 1103 code for a protein of 289 amino acids. The transcript is spliced from 2 exons. The record is from RefSeq and is a predicted model, not a curated record.